Pyrenophora tritici-repentis Pt-1C-BFP is the source of this 2328-nucleotide messenger RNA. The record is from RefSeq and is a predicted model, not a curated record. Lineage: Eukaryota; Fungi; Ascomycota; Dothideomycetes; Pleosporales; Pleosporaceae.
AUGGCACCGGAUACGGACGCCCAUCCAGAACAUAACGGCAGUGGCGGUGCGUUUAAUGAACCACUGGUCCUCGAUUUCGCAACCAUGCAAAAUGGUCCUGAUUCAAAUUACAAAAGUGCCCCUCUUACACCCGUCACUAGCUCUGCCGAUCCAGAGCGCAGAGGGAGUUGGCUCUCGGAUGAUGAAUACUCGGCGCCCGCACCAACGAUAGACUUUGCAAGACGGGACAUUCAUAUUCCCUCAAGGACCAGCUCGAGUACCCCACACGCCAAUCAGCAACGCAUAACAUUGCAAAGGCGACUGAGCGAAGAACCAACGUCACCAAUCAAGUCCAUCAUGGCAGAAAUGCAACAAUCGCGUACCCGGAGCAGUUCCUAUGUAUCGAAUGCAACACUAUCCAAGUUGCAGUCUUUGCAUGGCGCAGGUAACGGACCGACAGCAGUGCGAAGUUCGGCCGACUCUGUCAUAUCAUACGAGUCUGUGGCACCGUCCAUAGUAACACAACAUCUUCCACCACUGCAGCAGAAAGGCGGCGUGCUGGACGAUGGCGACCGACUUUCGCCAUUACUAGAAGAUGAUCCUCAGUCGUUCGACCUGGUCUGUGCACCUAUGGAGAACCAUCGACAGUUCUCGCUUGAGGACAGGUCCGAACAGCUCUUCUCGAAACAGCAUCUGGAGGCCAUCUUUGCCGAUACUGCAUCUUUACUUCGCUUUUCGUCUUUCCUUAGUGUCGCUCGACCCAAAUCAGUCCCUACGCUGAUAUAUUACCUCGAUGCCCUGAAAGCUCUACGCGCCAUCAGCUACGCCAAUGCAGUUGCCGAAGCAUUAGAGCCCAUUGAGGGCCUUGACUUCACUGACACUCCAGCGCGAACUACCAUCAACACCGUGUUGGAGGAAAAGGCUAGUCGGGCCUUUGAUAUUCUUGUCCGGGACGACCUACCGGCAUUCAUUACUCAUGUCUUCAUUCAAGUUGUUAGCGUCAGCAUCGCAAAGCGUGUCACAGGAAACCUGCCUCCAAUGCUACGUGAAGCCAGUGAGGGCUUGGCCGAGGUUUUCUGUCUUACCGACCCCUCAAGAACUGACAAUCCCAUCAUCUUCGCCUCUGAAGAGUUCCACCGGACAACCCAAUACGGCGUCGGCUAUGCAAUUGGCCGCAACUGUCGCUUCCUCCAAGGCCCCAAAACAAGUCGGAGUACUGUAGCUCGCUUUGGUAAAGCUGCACGCGAGGGUAAAGAUCAUAGCGAAGUUCUGCUGAACUACCGCCGUGACGGUUCUCCAUUCAUGAACCUCUUGAUGAUGGCACCCCUGCUUGACUCGCGAGGAAACCUCCGCUACUUCAUCGGCGCUCAAAUCGAUGUCUCUGGCCUUGUCAAGGACAAUACCGAUCUCGAGGCGUUUAGGCGUAUGCUUGAUCAAGAAGAAGGCCGCGAGGAGAAGCCUCAGCAGAAAGACGAGUUCCAGGCGCUUAGUGAAAUGUUCAACAACACAGAGUUGGACACUGUGCGUAAACAUGGCGGCAACAUGCACAGGGAACAGAUAGAGGAACAAGACGAUGCAAGCAUGCAUCACAAGCCUAGAUUGCUGAUUCAGGAUCAGUCGACGUUUGAUGUUGACAGGGCGGAGACACCAGCAUCGAAGCCUGACGGCAGAUUGUCUGGCCCUUACAAGCAUUACCUUAUCGUCCGCCCAGCACCCUCUCUCCGCAUCCUCUUCACAUCGCCAUCCCUUCGCGUUCCAGGCAUUCUGCAAUCGCGUUUCCUUGACCGCAUCGGCGGCAGCAAUCGCGUCCGUGACUCGCUCAGCGAUGCGCUUGCAGACGGUUCACGUGGCGUUACAGCAAAAAUCCGCUGGCUACCGCAUGCGGUCCCUGAUCUCGAAGAUUCAAACGAGGAGGGUCGGCCGCGAUGGAUUCACUGUACUCCUUUGCUUGGGCAGAAUGGAGCGGUGGGUGUAUGGAUGGUAGUCCUUGUUGAUGAAAAGGAGCAUUCACAUCCCAAUCGCCGCUUCCGCCAGGCACCGCCCAUCCCGAACGAUAUCCGCGGCAAUUCGCUAGCUCAAAACUCGUCAAGACGCCAAAAUGGGCGAUUCAAUGAUUUUGACGAUAGGGACACACACUCAUCGCGCGGGGGUUCUCCUUUCAUGAACGGUCAUGGUCACAGCAACGGCGCACCGCGUGUUUCACACCUCGAAGCACUGCGCAAUCCUUCCAGUCCUCGUCGAGCACAGAGCCCGUUGGCGUACGAACAGCGAGGCCUCACUUCAGCGUCCUCGUCGGUCAAGGACUAUUUCAACGGUGCGCAGGCCAGUGUAGACUCUUUCCGCAUCUGA